AUGGCUGAUAUGGAAGUCCUUGUAGCCGUGAUUCUUCUGACUGCCUCCAGCGCGAUACAUGGUCAACUGAUGGUUCCGCAAGACGUAGCUAUCGUAGAGCAGCAUGACACGCUAAUGGGAUUAACUCAGUUUGGAGUAAAAAAUUCUGAUGCAAGCAACGGUUUAAGUUUGCCUAAGGAAAUAUUAAGAGAAAGUCUGGCGCAAACCCAAAAUGAAAAUCAGAAGAACAAAGCCUUAAAAAGUAAGUUUCCAGUUGCCCCGACAUCAGAUUUACUUGGUGUUACUGACGUUCAAAAGCCAAAGAAAGUGUCAAAGCAGGAAAAACCACCAGACCCAAGUAAAAAAGACAAAUAUGCACCCCUACCGUCAGGUGUGGAUUUUCUUAGUACUUCUAUAUCAUCUCAAGAAAUGGUGGAAAGGUUGACUAGUGCUAAGAAAGAGAAAAGUCGCGUGUCUCCAGGUCGUACCAGGGACUGGAAAAACCUGGUGAAGUCAGAUCCAAGGCAAGUUGGUGAUCGAAUUGAUAUGGUAAUCGAAAAACGUAUGAAUGGAAAUUCGCUUUCUCCUGGUGCAGUGAUAUCAAGUCCAAAUGGAAACAAGUUAUUGAAAAGUGCACCAAUGAAAAAGGCAGAUAUAUAUAUGAAUGAACCAGACCUCCCAUGGGUGCAUGCCGCAGUGGAACUGACUCCCAAACACACAUGGACGGAAAGCACAAUAAUACGAUCUAGCAUAGGACCUAUGAAGAUGGCCGAGAUAUCGACAAAUGCAGUGCAAGUGACAAAGAAAAAGAAAAAAAUCUCAGAUUUGAAUGGGACUCUAAAGACUACAGCUGCAACGUUAUUAGAUGUGAGUAGUACUCCUAGUACAACGCAUACUGUGAGCCUAAAUACAGAGCCACACGAUACGCUGAGCUUCCAUCUUCAAACAACUGAUAAGAAAGUUCAGAAUCCAGCAACACCUAGUACAGUCGGAGGAUGGACAGCAUGGGUUGAUCCUCUGAAAUCUGAUGUUUCCCCGGCUUGGUUUAAAGGACAAGAAACGAAUGUAAACGUGCCCACUGAUAGAAAUAUUGCGGAAUCAACAUCGAAUUCUUUAGACAUCACAACUAAAACACCACCAACAAAACAAAGUAAACCUACAUCAGACCCUUUUAUCAAUGACGAACCUAUGGAGCUCCCAACAGACAACGAUCUACAGAAGCCUCAUUCAAAAGGAUUCUUUGCUAGUUGGAACCCAUGGAAACUUAAGAGUGAACCUACUUCCAAUUCAGUCAGGGAAUUUACUGAAAGCAGCAAGACAGGAAAAGAAAAAAAUGCAACUGUGCCUUCCACUUCACUUCCAACGAUUUUGAAAAAUACAGAACAUUCACAUCAAGGUAUCAGUGCAGAUGAAGGUCAACAACCUGUCAAUGUUGAAUUUGUCAAUGAAACGGUCAACACUGCAGAAAGCAAGCAAACAACCAAUUUUGAAGUAUCAACAGACCAAGACAAUUCACCUGGAAAACAGAUAAUUAGUCCUGAAAUAAGCACUGAAGCAAAUAACACUGCACCUGCCGAAAAAGCAGUCAGUACUAACAUAGAAAAACAGACCGUCGAUAACGACUUUGUCGAAGAAACCGUAAAUCUAGAAAACGAAAUUCAAGCUGCAAACACGAUAUCGGUCACAUCGACGUCAUCACCGAACGUUUCUGAGUCCUCUGGAUUAUUAAACAAUACUUCAUCAGUUCAAAGUGAAACAAAAAAAUCAAUACCACAGUCGCUUUUGGGCAUUUUGAAACUGAACGAACAGAAUAAUGACUUAUCAACCAACGACACAUACGAAACUGCAAUACCAGAGCCCAUUGAUCAAACUGUGGAAGUAGAAUCGCCUCCAAAAUCAAACUUUGACCCUCUACUUCUUCCACCGACGCUAGCAUCCAGUGACGGCAACGGGUUUCAACAUGAGGAAAUCAAUCAAAGUCCCCCUUUCGGCGGUCUUCCUGAAGCUUCAUUCACAGACUUAAAGAAACCAUCUUUUGAUGAUGCACGGAAACAAGACUUCGGAAGACCUGGUUUAUCGCCAUCUAAUUCCAAGCGCCGUUUUUUUGUUUCUCCUAGUCCACAUGACCUUAUUCCUCCACAGGAACAUCUCCAUGAAGGAAUUUUACAUCCAAUUGAACCGGAUAUUCCUCAACAUCUAUUGGACAAAACGGAACAUUCUACAGACGUGAAAUCGAACUCGGAUCUUGAAGCAAAGGACGUCCUUUCUCAGAAGAGAGAACAAAAUGAUAUGACCAAUUCUAUAACUGGUCACGGGAGUAAAGUUUUUAAACAUACUUCAAUACAUGCACCAAGUACAAGCACAUUUGUGAACACCAUGCACAGAUCUCCAAAAAUGAAAUCAAGGGUAAAUGCAAACAGUAUUUUGGGAUCCAGAUCUGAAAUAACUAGCUCGACACCAGCGGAUCUCAUAGGCUCCGAACAGUUAUCAACUUCAUCUGAUCCAAAUCUAGAACGCAAAGCGCUGUUACACCAAAUUAGAGAAGCCUUAAUUAGCCUUAACGGAGGUACGACUGUAAUGAAACCGUUAAAUGAUAUUGACCCUCUAUCGCACGAACCAGGUCUUACUCAUGCGCUUAUAGGUAGUAUAAACGAUUUUUCGUCAGCAGAUCCAGACCGAAUAAGUCCUUCUCAUGUAAAAAAUGUCUUAGCCACAGCCAAAGGAGGUAGCGGAAUCAAAGACAACAAUGGCAACGUUCAUAAACAUGGAACCAAACAACAUACAUUCGAGGAAACUCUUCACAAGCAUUUGUUCCAUGAUCCUAACAAUUUGCAUAUGGAGCACAGCUCAAAUCAUAUUACAUUAGACGAAAAAGCAAUAAGACGAAAACUCCUGUCUCCUGACAUAAAUUCUCAUUCUCAUUUUGGACAUGCUGGACCUCAUGAACACCAUGAACACACACCACACAACUUUGCCAUUGGAAGUCAUAUGGGACUGGACAGUUCGCUUAGUGGGGCAGACUUGGAUUUAUCUCAAGAUCUAACGAGAAAUCCAAUGCUAAAUGUUCCUAUUGCAACUCGAAAUUUGGAAAAUCAUAUAGAAGAAUCGAACAGGGAAAGUGCAAAGCUACGUUUUUUCAAGACACCUAAAACAUCCAAAAAUGUUAAUAUCUUAACAAGAUUUUCAGACCCUACGACAGGAGAAAAAAGAAAAGAACAUUCGAACAUUCGAGUUCCGUUGAUAGAAAAACACAAAGAAACCGAAAAUGGAACUCUUGUUAAUACCAAUUCAAUCUUUUUCGAUCCUGAAACGCAUAAACCAGUCAACCCAUUCCAUAAUGUUUCGUCAGAUGUUUUAAGAAAUGCCCACAGUGCCUGGGAGCAUGCUGUAGCAAACGUUAAAACACACAUUGACCCGAUUCCGGAAAUAGCCGCCGUUGUAGGCGACAAGAAAAAUGCUGUUCGCGUUGGAUCGGUUUCUUCUGUUCGCGUUGGAGAAAUACCACCACCUCCGAGUCAACAACCUUCUGACCCAAACGCGGCUUUUCAUUUUCUUGAUCCUAUCACAAACGCUGUAGUACCUAUUGCUGCAGUACCGGAAAUGUCACCUAAAGACCACGCACACCCACCAAACCCUCACAUGCCUCUUCUUCCUAAUAUUGCCCAAAUGUUUGAUGGUUCCGUGACUAGUGGAGAAAAACCGCCACUUCCAUUUAUCAAUCCUAUGUCUGCACCUGGUGACAUAAAUAGUGAAGAUGGAUUUUUUGUUGGGCCCGUUUUGUUUGGUCCUGUUGAGAACCCACCCCCAAAUGGAGAGAUCGAAAUUAGUGGACCUGUCCUUGCUAUGGGAUUAUCUCCCGAUGAUGAAUCAAAACAUGGAAACCACAAACCUCCAAAAUUUGAUGUAAAUGAAAUUCUCGACGGAAUUUUUAAAGAUGAUAAUCACAAACUCAGUACCAAAGCAAAACCGUUGACGCAAUCGAUAAAUUCGCCUAAUCAUACUGCACCUAAACCCAAUCGUAGCAUUUUGUCGAAAACGAAAAUUGUCAAACCCGUUGCCGCUGGGCAAAUAAAUAUCAAUCCAUUCCAACAGGUUGCACGUGUCGCCAAACGAAAGAAUAGCAUUCCAAGUGCGCGUUUUCCAACAGAAUCUGGUUUCAGGAAAAGCAUAUCAAAUCAGCAAGGAUUUCAUGCUCCCGGCGACCAGUCCUCAAUGAUACAGCCUAGGAAAGAUAUUUCAAAAUCAUUAUGGAACGCUUUGGCAAAAAUUCUUAAAGCAAAUAAGAGGAAAGAAUUACUUUCAAAACAAAACGCUCAUACUAGAUUCCAAAAAUCUUUUCCACCAGUGAUCAAAAAAGAAAAAAUGCUACAACGCCCUGCCCAAAUACAGUCAAAUAAACCUAGCAAAAUCGAUAUGCAGAAAAUCAUUAACAUACUGAAAGCAAGACAGAAAUUAUUUGGACUCAAGAAGAAAUCAACAGCUCCUAAAAUUAGGAAACAAAAGAAAACAAGGACCACCAUUACGAAAUCGCCUUUGGGAGGAAGAAGUCAAAUAUCCGAGAGAUCGGAAAUUGGUUCAGUAAAAUUAAGGAAGCACGGAUCAACAAUACCGCAACGACAUUCUUCAUCAGUUUCUACGAACAAGGAAAGGCCUGCACAAUUUCGAAAUAAUAAGUACCAGUUGUUAUUACAGCUGCUGAAAGCCAAACAAUUAAAGCACAACCGUAUGGGUAGCAAUAUUGCUAACGUACCAACAAAUCUAAGGUCAUCGCAAAUCAAUAGCGUGGCUCGACCGGCACAGCGAGCGAUAGGACAUUCCCCAGUUAAUGUAGGUAUACACAACUUUAUUCCAAAGUUACAAUCUACUCACAGAUCAAGUGCAGUAAGACCUAUUCCAAUAUCAACGAUGCACCAGUGGCCGUUCUCUGCUCCUAUAACGAACAGGCAUCCGUCCAUGAAUACGCAACAUUUUCUGCCAAGAUAUAGAGUGUGGCCUCAGAAACAAAUACGUGAGUAG
Ylistrum balloti is the source of this 4995-nucleotide messenger RNA. RefSeq lists its product as uncharacterized. Lineage: Eukaryota; Metazoa; Mollusca; Bivalvia; Pectinida; Pectinidae. The coding region runs from base 1 to 4995 and encodes 1664 amino acids. The record is from RefSeq and is a predicted model, not a curated record. The transcript has 3 exons.